Messenger RNA from Etheostoma spectabile (orangethroat darter), 5048 nucleotides. RefSeq names its product integrin alpha 4 (gene itga4). Bases 338 to 3448 code for a protein of 1036 amino acids. Gene Ontology annotation, cellular component: integrin complex; external side of plasma membrane. Gene Ontology annotation, molecular function: integrin binding. The record is from RefSeq and is a predicted model, not a curated record. The transcript is spliced from 29 exons. Lineage: Eukaryota; Metazoa; Chordata; Actinopteri; Perciformes; Percidae. Gene Ontology annotation, biological process: cell-cell adhesion; cell-matrix adhesion; integrin-mediated signaling pathway.
CACUGAAGAGGAGGGAGGGUCUACGCGCACUCAGUUCUCAGUUUAAGUCAGAUGAAACUUAAUGUUUCUCUUCAGUUUCUUUCACUCAGCUGCACGUUUUGCGUCUGUCACGCAGCUUCAAGCCUCGUGCUGCCUCCUCUCCUUUUACGCACAAGACUAACUUGAGAAGCAACAGGAGGUUUCCCACGAGCGAGUCACACCGGGAACGAGGAGGACUUAACGCAGACUUUUUAAAACACACUCCGGUACUGAUUCAACAUCUGCCCGGUGCCCACUGGACCCAUAGUCUGACCCGGGAUAUCUGCUGUCUGACCCGGGAUAGCGUCAGUCCUCCAUCAUGCGACCCUCAGCGGGCAGUGGGUCUGCGUGCUACAGCCUGGUCCUGGUCCUGGUCCUGGUUCUGGUUCAGGUCAUGGUCCUGGUUCAUCCUGCAGCAGGAUACAGUCUGGAUCAGGAUCACACUCUGGAAUUCCGUGGCCCCCCCUCUUCCAUGUUUGGAUACUCAGUCCUGCUGCAUCGCCAUGGAGCUCACAGCUGGUUGGUGGUUGGAGCCCCAGUAGCAAACUCAUCCUUCAGUCCAUUGGUUAGCUCUCCAGGAGCUAUUUAUCGCUGCAGCAUCACUGCUGAGUCCCGACACUGCCAUCCCAUGCGUGCUGACGUGCAGAACUGUGGAAAGACGUGCGAUGCAGAGAGUGAUCACCAGUGGCUGGGAGUCAGUCUGUCCAGACAACCUGGAGACAACGGAGGGCACAUCCUGGCAUGCGCUCACCGCUGGAAGAACGUCCACUACGCAAAUAAAGACGGUCAGAACCACAAGCUGCCUAAUGGAGUCUGUUAUCGCUACGCCAACGACCUGAGACACGCUCAACCCAUCAUACCAUGCUACAAAGACCACCAGAGGAAGUUCGGUGAGGAUUAUGGGUCAUGUCAGGCCGGUAUUUCCAACUUCCUGACAGAGGAUCUGAUCAUCAUGGGGGCUCCAGGGACGUCUUAUUGGACGGGUUCAGUUCUGGUCUUUAACGCGUCCAGUGGAGGGAUGUCAGUGUAUCUGGAUGACGAUGCUGGAGCCGUCGGCUUCGGAAGCUACCUGGGUUACGCUGUAGGAGCCGGUCACUUUUUGAGUCCUGGUACUGUGGAGGUCUUGGGUGGAGCUCCACAGUACAACCAGAAGGGCAAGGUCUUCAUCUUUGUAGUAGACAACAACAUGCUGCGGGUUGUCUCUGAAGUGUCUGGAAAAGAGCUGGGAUCUUACUUUGGGUCGAGUGUGUGUGCGGUGGAUCUGAACGCUGAUGGUUUGUCAGAUCUGUUGGUGGGUGCUCCCAUGGCAACAGGCAGCAUUAGGGAGGAGGGAAGAGUCCAUGUGUACAUCAACCAGGGGCAGGCAAAGCUGUUGGAGGCGGGGUUUCAACUAACUGGCAGCGACGCCUACGCUUCCCGGUUUGGAGAGACCAUCGCCAACCUGGGAGACCUGGACGACGAUGGUUACCCUGAUGUGGCGGUUGGUGCCCCACAGGAAGAUGACCUAAAAGGAGCUGUCUACAUUUACAACGGCAGAGAGGAGGGCAUCUCACCAACUCCAUCUCAGAGGAUUACCGGGUCCACCCUGGGUCGUGACCUCAGGAUGUUCGGCCAGUCGCUGAGCUCUGGCAUUGACAUUGAUGACAACGGCUACCAGGAUGUGGCGGUUGGUGCAUUCCUCUCGGACAUGGCCGUGGUUCUCAGGACCCGUCCGGUGAUUCAGGUGAAGGCGUCUCUGGCUCUGCCCCCGCAGAUUGACCAGCUGGAGACACUGUGCCGAGAACACAAGACUCCAACUGUCUGCUUAAAUGUUACCGUGUGCUUCAGUGUUAGGUCAAGGCAGUUCAGAGGAGCUAUAGAGCUUCAAUAUAAUUUGACCUCUGACCUCCUCCAUAAACCAUCCUUCCCUCAUCGUUUCUAUUUCCAUGGUAACGGGUCGUCCAAUAGCACGAGUGGGCGUGUGAGAGCACGACUUGGCCAGGUCACUUGUGCAACACAUGUGGCUUACCAAAGGAAAGAUGUGAGGGACAUUUUUACUCCAGUCAAGUUUGAAGUUUCCUAUAGUCACAGAGAAACAAACACCCACAAAGCCUCUUUCAAAACCUUUCCUCCAUUAAAACCCAUUCUGCAGCAGAGCAAAGGACACCAGAACACUGUCACCAACCAGACUUCGUUUGUUCGCUCCUGUUCACUGGUGAAUUGUUCAACCAACAUGCAGCUGUCAGCUCAACUAGUGCUGCCAGAUCAGCAGCAGUACUUUGCUCUUGGCUCUGGACAGGCCAUCAUGUUAAAAACAUCCAUACUGAAUUCUGGAGAUGAUGCCUUCCUGCCACGACUAACGCUGUGUUUCCCAAACAACAUCCACUACAUUAAAGUACUGCAGAAUCAGAACAAUGUGGUCAGUUGUGAUGUCACACAGGAGGUCAACAGCACAACGGCAGGCGUUGACUGCAGCGUCACCAGCCUCCUCAUCGCAGCCCAUUCCCAGUUGAAUAUCAACUUUCUAUUGGAUGUCAACCAGAACAGCACACCUGGUGACAUCAUCAUUCACGUCAACACCAGCAGUGAUAACUAUGAGAAGGAGGAGUAUCUCCAUGACAACUCCAUCAGUCUCCUCCUUCCUCUCAAAUAUGGAGUCAACGUCAACAUCCACGGUUUUGUGUCUCCCACCUCAUUUGUGUUUGGAGAUGAAGACAAUACUCCAGUAGACUGCUACGCCGAAAGAUUCAACUACACAUACAAGGUGUUAAACUCGGGUCCUAGCAGGUCUCUAGAUACUGUGGUAGACAUCAGCCUACCAAAGAUCCUCACACCUUACCGACACAGACUGCUGCAGGUGGUCGACUGGCAGUCGUCUCAGGGUACGUGUUCGAUCAGUGACACAACUGUUUCAGUGAUCGAGGACUGUGAUGUCCCUGAAGCUUCCUUCAUCCAAAAUCUCAUCUUCUUCUUCUCCUCCACCUCCACCCGCAGAAUGUUUUGUGGACGUAGUGAUGAGCUGUGUGAGUGGUUGGAGUGUCGUCUCGGUAACCUGGAGGCGGGGAGAGAUGCCUUCAUUCAACUGGAGAUCAGACUGAAUCCUGCUGUCCUACUGCAAGCUCCGGGUCGUCUUGGUGUCAUGAAGUUGGAGAGCACAGCAAUGAUGUCAAAUCCCAGAGAAAGUCCUCAUACCAUCCUCACUUCCAAACAACCUGUAGCUCAGGUGGUGGUGGAAGCUCUUUUUACCCAGAAACCCUCAACAACAGUAAAACUCUUCAUCAUCGUUGUCAGUUUAGUUUUAGGUCUGAUGAUCCUGGCUGCGCUCAUCUGGUGUCUGUGGAAGGCUGGCUUCUUUAAGAGGGAGUUCCAGAAGAAGGAGGAGGAGGAGGAGUUCAAGAGAGAUAGCUGGGACUAUGUUCCUAAACUCGACAAAAGACAGAGCACCGCCUAACAACGACUGUCACAGCUGGCCACAACCUCUAAUCACAGGAUGGAGUUCACAUUGCGACUGUGCGACAGUGCUAACGAGACAUGUGUGUCAACGGAUAAAUGGGGUGCUGUGUAUGAAAAUAUGGCAACCCAUAUUGUCCAAAACAGUAGAAUACUACUGCUGUUGAAUGUCAACGACCAGUGAAAUCUGUCCAGAAUGAUUCAGACGUUUUCAACACAGACCUGACGUGAGUGUGCUGAAGGACAAAAUGUCUCGAGUGAACGCCUCCUGAAGACACCUGAAUCUGAGCAUGCCUUUUAAACUAUUUUGCCGAAUGUGCCUUCACAAAUACAGACUCGUUCAAAGACUUGAAAAAGACUGCAGAGAUGGAUGGAAGAUUAAUGAAACGGGAAGUGAACCUGAACCGAUCAAAUCUGGACCAAUUAGAAGGCCUUGGAACUUCACGGGAUGUUUCAUCACCUGUGAUAGUUAUUGACUCGUUUAAGAGGAAAAAAACUAAAGGAAGUGAAUUUCUGUUUCCCUUUGAUCUCAGGGGUUGGCAGCCUGGCCUCUUAUUGGCUCAUCACUCUCUGGAAAUCUUCCCUUUUGUCUGUGUCCAUCAUCUUUCUACAUUUUUGUUUACCUGCUGACGCUUUAAGCGCUGGUGACAAACCGAGCACAAACACCGGUAGCUGUCCAGACAGUAGUAGUAGUGAUUGCUGCUGGGGUGUUCUGGUACAGGGCUUUUAUGUGUGUUGAAAUGGAUGCCGAACGCCAUCACUGUGGUUUUCACUCUGGGAUUUAAAAUUGUAGAAUAUUUAUCCCUUUAAAGACACAGUCAGUGAAAUUUCAUGACAGAAUCCUCUUAUUUUAAUGGAGUUGCAUGAUCAGAGGAAUUGCUCGUAGGCAACUAAGUAAAUCUGUGAAAUGUUUCUGCGUUGAGCUCAACUUUGGUGAACCGUGAGUAGUUUUUGCUGUUAAGACAAUACAUGUAAUUUAAUGAGCCAUAAUUAAAGAUGCUGUACGUAACAAAUUAAAUCUAAGUUAAAAAGAAUGCGUACGUACAACAGUUUCACUGGAACUGAUCUUGGACGACCUGGCUCAGGCGAGCCCAUGUAUAGUUUCUUGGUUGAUACCUGGGUUUGUAAAAAGCUUUAAUGUCAUCCAAUUCUUCAAUGAACGGCUCCUGGAUUCGGACUAAACUAUCAGUGGUAAAAUGCAGUAAAAAAUGCAACUUGUUGGAUAACAGAGCCAGCAGAGCCACAGGGUUGAAUGAUGGAACAUUACUUGAAGACAUUUUUAAAUAUUCAAAAGCACUGUCUUAACGGUCUGUAUUUUAUGAAUGCAGACAUUUAAAACAGCUGCUAUCCUCCAUUCUGUUUAUCUAUUUAGUACAAAUGCACAUCACACAGAGAGACGUUUUAAUAUUUUAAUACAUAGCUUUUUUAUGUUUAUGUAAAGUUGUUCUGCACUGGAGAGUCUCACUGCUUUUAUCAACACUUUUCUAUUAAAAUGAAAGAUUUUCUAUUUAAAUAUCACCUUGAUUUUUCUCAUGAAUACAGCGGUUACUCUAAAGAUCUGCAUUAUCUCACUAAAAAAAAAAAAACUUUAAAAAAGCUUC